Quercus lobata is the source of this 1218-nucleotide messenger RNA. RefSeq names its product F-box protein At2g26160-like. The coding region runs from base 1 to 1218 and encodes 405 amino acids. The record is from RefSeq and is a predicted model, not a curated record. The transcript has a single exon. Lineage: Eukaryota; Viridiplantae; Streptophyta; Magnoliopsida; Fagales; Fagaceae.
AUGGUUGACUGGUCUAGUCUUCAUUAUGAUCUUUUAGUCCUUAUUGUCAGACGCAUACCUUUGUACGAUGAUUUUAUUGCUUUCGGUGGAGUUUGUCAAUCAUGGCGAUUUUCAUUGAAACAAUAUUCUACGAGUCAAAGAAUACCCAAGACUCCAUGUCUUAUGCUUGCAGAAAAAGAGGGCAGCAGCUACUUGCGUGGCUUCUUCAGCCUCAACCUCAGCCUCUCCAAAGGCAUAGGAGGCAUGACUCGCCAAGUCCUGUUACCCCAAGCUUAUGGGAAGAUGUGCUUUUCAUCACAAGGAUGGCUUAUUACCAUAGGAAAAAACCUCAGGAUUAAGCUUUUGCACCCCUUUUUGCGGCUUCAAAUAAAGCUUCCGCACAUGAGAACUCUCUUUCAUCAAGAGAUUAAACACCUUGAUAAACCUGUUACCUGGUCGUAUGCCGCUUUUUUUGACAAGAUUGUGUUAUCAGCGAGCCCAUCUGAGACAUCAGACUAUGUUGUCAUGGCCAUAUAUGGGGCUUAUGAAAAGUUUGCCUUUUGCCGACAUGGAGAUAAGUCUUGGACUAAAAUUAGAACAAAAUUUCCAUUCUUGGAGUGUUUUUUGGAUGUUGUUUACUAUAACAACAACAACAAAUUUUAUUGUGUUGAUAAUCAGGGAGGAGUUUUUGCAUGUGACAUUAGAAGCCCGGAUCCUGGUUUAACAAGUACCCCAGUGACAACUCUUCCUGAGGAACUAGCUCACCGAAUUAGUGAUGUAACACUGUUUUACCUGGUAGAAUCGUCAGGAACUUUGUUGCUAGUUUCACAACAACUGGAUCUAUUAGUACCCCCUGUAUGGGGGGAAGGGAUUAACGAAUACUGGACCAAGGGGUUCAUAGUUUUUGAGGUGGGCUUAGACGGCAGGGAGUGGAAGGAGUUGAAGAGCUUGGACAAUAGAGCCCUUUUCUUGGGACAUAACUCUUCCAUAUCUGUUGAGGCAUUUGAUUUCUCGGGUUGCAUUCCUAAUUGCAUUUACUUUACUGAUAGUUUCAGUGACUCAUCAAAUAUGCGGAUACCCGGUGGAGGAGGGAGAGAUAUGGGCAUCUACAACAUGCUCGAUGGAAGUAUCCAACCAUGCUAUCCAGGCCAAUCUCGUUCUAACGUAACGCCACCUAUGUGGGUUGUGCCUAGCUUAGGAAUUACAAACUCUAUUCCAAAGGUUGCACCUUUGGUCUAA